Falco peregrinus (peregrine falcon) is the source of this 5585-nucleotide messenger RNA. RefSeq lists its product as uncharacterized. The record is from RefSeq and is a predicted model, not a curated record. The transcript is spliced from 14 exons. Lineage: Eukaryota; Metazoa; Chordata; Aves; Falconiformes; Falconidae. The coding region runs from base 165 to 1787 and encodes 540 amino acids.
GUAAAAUAUUCUAAUUAAACCCUUUUAACCCUGUGAACAUUUGUGUUUUCAAGCGUACUUCAGCCUGUAUUUUUUUCACUUGCACUGAAGUCUUCUGCAGCUGUGAGUUUCAUCCUGUAUCUGGUUGCCUAGUGAAGGUCUUUUGUUUUAAAGAUUAAAUAUUUAUGUACACAGUGUGGGAGGCUGUCAGAAAAUACCAGAAGUUAACUCUCAACUCUAUGGGAACACUGGCCCUGAGAAACAGACUGGUUACAAUGGAUGAAGAACUGUGGGUGAAAAAAGCUAUCCCUUCAGGCUUCCAAGAACAUGAAGAUUCAGUAAGAAUUGAUACUGAAACUAAACCACAGACCACCAUUUACUCAUCUGUUCCUCUACCAGGCAGUGUUGUUGAUUAUUCAGAGGAGAUACAAGAACAUCCUUCAUGUGUGAUUAGAAGUGUUAUGAUUGAAGACACACCUGAGGAGGAUAGAGAGGGAAACUCAUGGCUGCACAGACUUGGAAUGAAUAUAAACAAGUGGUCAUUUCUGAAUUCCCUGAUUGGAUGGAGUGAAAACAGAGCUCUAGAAAAAGUAGAACAACUGAACACAUCUGGAGUUUGUUCUGAUGUUGAUCACAAAGCAACUGAGCUGGAGGACCAUACAACCCAAGAAGUACCAUAUAUUCCUUACAAGUUAGCUGCAUUAUCUAUCAUCAAGAUUGUAAAAGACAUGCACCAAAUGAAAAAAAAACACGUGAAGAUAAUCAGACAACUAGACAAUAUAAGGAAAGAAAAACAGGAGCAGACUAUAAGUACUAUAAAUAAACAUUAUGGUGAGAAAAUGAGCAGUCUGAGAUCCCAGUUAGAAGCUUACCAAGAGCUGAUGAGCAAGAGCAAUACACACCAGCAAGAUAUAAUUACGAGCCUGAGGGAAAGAAACAGACAACUGAUCCAAGAGAAGGAAGACCUUCUUCACCAAAUAAAGCAACAGACAGAGAAAUGGGAAGAAGAAAAGGGCUGGAUUCUAGAAAAACUGUGUAAAAAACUAGAUUAUCUUUAUACCCAGCACAUACUGACUUUGCAGGAACUUCACAACAUCAGUCUGUAUGUGGAAAGAGUGCAUGACCUCAUGCAUUUCCAGAUAAAAAUUCUUCAGCAAAAUUCUGAGAAGAAAGAAGGAGAAAAAUCAGAUGCGUCAGAGGUUGUAGAAUUAAAAACAGAACAACUAGCCAAUGAAGAAAAAGCUGAAUGUUCAAUCGAAAAGGGAAAUCUUUGGCAAGCACACAACAUGCUGCAAAAGAUACAGGAAUCUUUACAGAAACGAGAGAGAGAAGUCACUGAGCUCUUACAAAGUGAAAGAAGUUGUAACAAGGCAAUGAAACCUCAAAUCACAGUGCUGAUGUUCUUGAAAACUCUUGUCAAGAAGGUUCACACCAUAUGUUGUGAUGUCCCUGGGGCACAACAGUACAUCAGUCAGCUUAUCAGGAAGAAUGAGGAUGAAAGGGCUGAUUGGAAAGAAGCCUUUAAUAAUGCUCAGGCUGACAUUCUGUCCUAUGAAGUAUUUAAUGGAAAUGAACCUAUGGAUGACAAAAGGGUACAGCUCUCAAUGACACUUUUCAGAAAUCUUGGGAAAACAAAGUCUGAUUUAGAGUAUGUUGAAACAGAGAAAAUUGUGUUUGAUUGUAUCCAGACAGGGGAAAUCCCUAACUGGAUUAAAAGAGAUUGUCUUCAUGUAGCCUUGACAGAAAACCCUGCAACAUACUCUGAGGAGACAGAGCCACCAUCCAGAGGAACUCACACAGAAGUUUAAAAUGGAAAUCAAGGUACUAUAUUAUGUAUUGUGUAUCAUACCACAUGGUUUUAAAUGUGUUAAAAAGCACCCUCCUUUUCCUAUCUAUUCUUAAGGGAUUUGAGAUUAGUCUGGAUUAUGUCCUGUAGUGUCUGUCUGCAGACCUUUUUCCAAAGAACAAAUCUCAAUGUGAAUUACAUACAAAUUCCUGCAGGUAUAUACCUGUAACCCUUAAGCACAUUUACAUUAAAGAAUAACAUAGUUUUGCUAACUGGUGAAUUAUAUGGUCACACUUUCUGUGUAUGCAAGGAUAACCAUAUUCUAUUUUUGCAUCUGUAUAUCCAUUUUCCUGUUUACAAACAAAUCUUUUUAUGCAUCUUAAUGGCCCUUGAUGUCUAUCACAAGUAAAGGUACACUGGAAUCAUAGAGUAACUUAGGUUGGAGAAAAAAUUUAAGGUAAUAAAGUCCAACCAUUAACCUCACACUGCCAUGUUCACCGCUAAACCAUGUCCCUAAGCGCCACAUCUACACACCUUUUAAAUACCUCCAGGGAUGGUCCCUCAGCCGCUUUCUUGGCACAACUUGAAGCUGUUUCCUCUUGUCCUAUUGUUUCUUUCUUGGAAGAUGAGCCCGACACUCACCUGGCUACCACCUCCUUUCAGGUACUUGUAGAAAGCAAUAAAGUAUCCACUCAGCCUCCUUUUCUCCAGGCUAAACAACCCCAGUUCUCUCAGUCACUCCUCAUAAGACUUGUUCCCUAGACCCUUGCCUAGACCAGCUUAACUGCUUUUCUUUGGACUCCAGCACUUCAUUGUGUUCAUAUAUCUAAUGAUUUGGGAUACACAGAUUUCCUGUUUAGUACUAGGAUACAAAUGAAGUAUUGUCUCAUCUGCAUGACAACAUCAGAGUAAACAACUGCUUUAAUCAAAUUUUCUCUGCUGAAAGUGACCCAGACAUACACUUUAGUGAUGCAACAAAAAACAGAGUGUAAUAAUGCAUUUAUCAUAUUGCUGUUGUUGGAUCUCCAAGUGAAUAGCCCCAAAAUUGCCUGAAAUCAUUAUUUCCCCUACACAGACUUUAACACAAUAACCAUUAUGCCAAGUCAAUGUACAAAAAUUUUCUCAGUGGUAAGUAAUGAAAACAGACCAUAAAAUAUUUAUCUUGGUAAUUAUUAAUUAUACCAUUGGUUGCAUUUUUUUGUUUGGGUUGUGUUGUGUUUGGUUUUUUAAGUUUACCAAAGAACAAAGGAACAGUAAGAGAGAUGCUAACACUGAAAUAAAGUCUCCAUUUUAGAGAGGGAUAUUGGAAAGAAAUCUUGAUGCAGAAAAGCACUUUCUGUAGUAUCUCUGCGGUGGAAAAUGAAUUGGAAGAAAUAAAAGCUCAUGGUUUAGUAAAUAUCAGAAAACUUAGGCAGCCAUUUAAGUGUUUUGAAAACUUUACUCCUUUAAAAAUAUUUUAAAGAUAUCUUAAAAAAAAUAAAGAACCACACCAAAACAACAAAAAAAUCCAAACAAAAAAAAACACGCAAAACCAAAACCAAAACACCAAAUGAACUCCCGUCAUUAUGAUAACAUGAAAGACUCUGCAACUAAACAGAGAAGUCUUUGAGUCAAUCAGGUAUAAAUUUGCUUGCACAUGGGUGGGACGCAUCUCACUAAGUUUUUACUGUCUAAAAUGGGGCAUUUAACAUGUCUUUACAAGCAGUAUACACAGAGAGUUGGCUCCAAAGCGUAAUUUUCUUCUGUGAAGCACAAGCCUCUAAAAUUAACUUUACUCUGUCCCAUUUCAGUGUACUGUUCAGUGGUUAUUUUAAAGUGCUGGCUUUGUACCAUAGUAAGUAAGUGUUUUAACUCUUCACCCUUUUUUCUUAAAUUUCAUUUUUUAUUGAAAAACAAUCAUAGAUAUGAAGAAAACUUAAAAAUAUAAAAUCUGAAGUCAUAGUUCUAAUCAAUCAAGGAACAACUGAAAGUGAAGAUGGCAGUGGUUAUUGUCGAAGACAACCACUUGUCUCUAACAAAUGGUUGUUGAAGGCGAUGAUAUCAAGUUCCUGGAAGAAAAUGCACACUGCAGGUUUAGAUACCACAUGUGCACUCUUGGUUCUCAAGAUAGGUACUUGGGGUUAUGAGUGGUUCAUUUGCAGCAGUCAACUGAGUCAAGUCCCUAAUGUUACUGCCUAUAUGCUAAGUUGAAAACAAGUUUUAUUCCAGCACUUACGUGGCAUUCAGAAGAUAACAUCCACAAACUUUUUCUUUUUUUCUUUUUUUUUUUUUAAACUGCAUGUCUUUUCAUUAUGUGAUGCUUCUAAGUUUGAAUUACCUAUCUGAAAGAACACUUUCUACAGAUGAAGCAUACCAAUGAUGGUGCUUUUAUGCAAACAGAUUGAUAAGUGUGUUCUAAAUAUGUACUACUGGGAACACAAUGUCUGUUCCUGAGAACCAUUAAUGUAUUUAUGGCAUGUUUCAAUUAAGCUGUUAGUACACUUUUCUGCAGUAAGACCAUUGGAAGGGAAUUCAAAAGAAAAGAAACAAGGACAUAGAUGUCACUAAAAUAUAGAUGCAUUGUGGGGGACAAUGCUCAAGAGAAAAACCACUAGAGCAGGUAAAGAAGAGGGUGACUGUGUACGUUUAGUAUGAACAUACCACUCCAGGAUGCAGCACCAUUUACAAUAAGUCCAAGAAUUAGACAGGACUGGACCAGUGUCAGACCACAACAGGGAGACAAAAAACCCAAAAUAUCUGUUAAAACUAUAUACAAGCUAUAUGCAGGAUGCACACAUAGACAACCAAUUGAUUUUCUACUGCAGUAAGAACUUUGAUGUAUUUAGUGAUGAGAUGGUAAGGGCAGUUUUAAAUCGGCUUUAAAGAAUGUAAUUCAUGUGAUGAACUGGAGCUGUUAUGAGUCAAAGUAGUUUUUUGAACUGUGUUGCAGAUUCAAUCUGUAAAGCUGUAAAGCAAUUGUAUUUUUUAUGUCUAGUAGUGUAAAAUAAAAUAAACUGUCCAAAAAGAAAUAACUUUUUAAAUUAACUUUAUUGGUUAGCUUUGUUAACUAUUUAAAUAACCCUUAUGUGAAGAGAUUAUAUUUGUGAUGAAGGUUUGACACAAUUCUUAUUAUUCUUUUCCUAACCUUUUUAAAUGUCUGACUCCUUCCUUUACUUAAUCUCAUGUCUAUGCAAGUUUACUGAAGCAGUUUCAUGGCUUCAUACGCAAUUGGUCAACUUGCUAGCUUUUAUAUCUGUUUUCAAUUCUGCAAGAGAGAAAAAGAUUAAUUUAUUUGCUAGGCAAUUGAUUUUUACUUACUGUUAAUGUCAACAUUAAGGCUGGGAAUUUAAUUUAAUUAGAAUUAUUCACCAAACAGCAUUUAAAAUAGCAGCUGAUACAUACUUUAAUUAAAUUAACCAAUAUAUUAAAAGUGACAAAAAUAAGAGUAAGAACAAAAUGUCAUUUCAUUUUCAUUUUAUUUUUGUAAGAAUAGUUCAAGUAAAGGAUGUGCUGAGAUUAGGGAAUUGACAAUUUGUUUCUCAUCUCCUUGGGCCAGAUAUUUAAUUGUAUUUCUGAAGCUAAAAAUGCAAAAACAUGUCUCUCACUAAGACAGUCAAGAUAUCUAGAUCCUAUUAAAAGAACUGAAAAAUGAAAAUUGUACUAGGUAAAGUAGGUUUUAGUUACUAAUGUCUUAGAGAACAGGUGAGUAAUUGGAUUGUUUUCCAUCAAUUCUCAUACUUUUCUGCUUUUUAAACUGAAAGAAUACCAGCUUUCACCUUAUCAGCUCCCAAACUGCUUCCUGGUUUGGAAGGGAUUAAUGCAUUUUAGUGCAUUUAAAAAA